AUGCCGAAAAAUAUAACUAGUGAAGUGCGUGAAAUAAUAUUAAAAGUUAAGGAAUUCAUGGACGAAGAAAAACGUAUGCAAGUUCCUAUAAUACCUUUAAGCAAGGUGUACGUUCGUGUUUCUGCUGCUACAGGUGUGUCUGAACGAACUGUUUUGAACAUUGUUAAAGAAGCCCGACUUGUAGAACAGGGUCUUCUAGAUCCUGAAACCUUAAAGAAAAACCCAAAAAAGAGAGUCAGGACAAAAGGUAAAAUCGAAGUGGACGAGUACGACUUGCAAGUGAUUAGAAGAAAGAUACACGAAUUCUACUCGUUUAAAAAAGAAGUGCCAACAAUAAACAAGUUAUUACAAAUCUUGAAAGAAGAGAUCAAUUUUAAAGGUUCUAGGGAGACAUUGAGGAAGAUAUUACGUAAAAAUGGCUUCCAGUUUAGAAAGACUAAGAAUAACAAAGAAAAAGAGGCCGUACCAGAGGCAACUGCUUCAACCGUACCGCCUAUGGUCCCACCUUAUAUACAUACCAUGUUUAGUCACAAAAACUUACAGUAA
Leptosia nina is the source of this 546-nucleotide messenger RNA. NCBI's taxonomy places the organism in Eukaryota, Metazoa, Arthropoda, Insecta, Lepidoptera, Pieridae. The record is from the annotation of a GenBank genome assembly.